This is a messenger RNA of Microtus oregoni (creeping vole), 1131 nucleotides long. RefSeq names its product magnesium transporter protein 1-like. Bases 1 to 1107 code for a protein of 368 amino acids. Gene Ontology annotation, cellular component: oligosaccharyltransferase complex. NCBI's taxonomy places the organism in Eukaryota, Metazoa, Chordata, Mammalia, Rodentia, Cricetidae. The record is from RefSeq and is a predicted model, not a curated record. The transcript is spliced from 10 exons.
AUGGGGAGCGACAAGGGUUCGGCUCGCCCAUUCUCACGCCCCACCCUCGGACCUUGCUGGAAGAAAGUUUCGCCCGGCCGCCAAGGGAUGCGAGCGAACAUGGCCUCGCCGAGGUGGCUCUGGUGUGCGUGUGCGACCGCGGCGGUGGCACUGCUGCUCAUCUCCAGGCUUCCCUCGGCCUCUGCCCAAAGAAAGAAGGAGAUGGUGUUAUCUGAGAAGGUUAGUCAGCUGAUGGAAUGGACCAAUAAAAGACCUGUAAUAAGAAUGAAUGGAGACAAGUUCCGUCGCCUUGUUAAAGCGCCACCAAGAAAUUACUCUGUUAUUGUGAUGUUCACUGCUCUCCAACUUCACAGACAGUGUGUCGUUUGCAAGCAAGCUGAUGAAGAAUUCCAGAUUCUGGCAAACUCUUGGCGGUACUCCAGUGCAUUUACCAACAGAAUAUUUUUUGCCAUGGUGGAUUUUGAUGAAGGUUCUGAUGUAUUUCAAAUGCUAAACAUGAAUUCCACUCCAACUUUCAUCAACUUUCCACCAAAAGGAAAACCCAAAAGGGCUGAUACAUACGAGUUACAGGUGCGAGGGUUUUCAGCUGAACAGAUUGCUCGCUGGAUCGCAGACAGAACUGAUGUCAAUAUUAGAGUAAUUAGACCUCCAAAUUAUGCUGGACCCCUAAUGUUGGGAUUGCUUCUGGCUGUUAUUGGUGGACUUGUGUAUCUGCGAAGAAGCAAUAUGGAAUUCCUCUUUAAUAAAACUGGAUGGGCUUUUGCAGCUUUGUGUUUUGUACUUGCUAUGACAUCUGGUCAGAUGUGGAACCAUAUAAGAGGACCACCAUAUGCUCAUAAGAAUCCCCAUACAGGACAUGUGAACUAUAUCCAUGGAAGCAGCCAGGCCCAGUUUGUAGCUGAAACCCACAUUGUUCUUCUGUUCAAUGGCGGGGUUACCUUAGGCAUGGUGCUUUUAUGUGAAGCUGCUACCUCCGACAUGGAUAUUGGGAAGCGAAGGAUGAUGUGUGUAGCUGGAAUCGGACUUGUUGUGCUAUUCUUCAGUUGGAUGCUCUCUAUCUUUCGAUCAAAAUACCAUGGUUAUCCAUACAGCUUUCUGAUGAGUUAAAGAGGAUUCUAGAGACACAUAGAC